Messenger RNA from Paramecium octaurelia, 156 nucleotides. Lineage: Eukaryota; Ciliophora; Oligohymenophorea; Peniculida; Parameciidae. The record is from the annotation of a GenBank genome assembly.
AUGUGGAAAAAGAGAGAGAGGCUUAGAAUGGAGACAAUGACAUCUAGAGAGAUCACAAAGCGAUAAAAGGGGAAGAGAGUGAGAUUUAAAGACAGAGGUGCUCCCCAUGAACCGGUCGAGCCUAGUAGCUUGAAGGUGGAUGUUGAAUUAUGUUGA